CGCGGCUGUCAGUCACUCGGUCAGGCAGGCAGUCGCCUCAGCGCAGCGCCGAGGAGGGGGCGGCUAUGGCGGUGGACCUGGGGCUGUGGAGCGGGCCGCUGAGCCUCACCGAGGUGGAGCAGAAACCCGCGCAGCCCCUGCGGGUCAAGUACGGCUCGGUGGAGAUCGACGAGCUGGGCAAGGUGCUGACGCCCACCCAGGUGCAGAACCGCCCCACCAGCAUCGAGUGGGAUGGCUGCGACCCCCAGAAGCUCUACACGCUGGUUCUCACGGACCCCGAUGCUCCCAGUAGGAAGGACCCGAAGUUCAGGGAAUGGCAUCACUUCCUGGUGACCAACAUGAAAGGCAACGACGUGGGGAGCGGGACCGUGCUGUCAGACUACGUCGGGUCAGGACCCCCCAAAGGAACAGGGCUGCACCGGUACGUGUGGCUGGUGUACGAGCAGCCGAAGCAGCUGAAGUGCGACGAGCCCAUCCUGUCCAACCGCUCCGGCGACAAGCGAGGGAAGUUCAAGGUGGCGGCUUUCCGCAGCAAGUACAACCUGGGGGUGCCGGUGGCCGGCACCUGCUACCAGGCGGAGUGGGACGACUACGUGCCGAAGCUCUACGAGCAGCUGUCCGGGAAGUAGGGAGCAGGCACCGCAUGAGCACCGCGUGGCACCCCCGACCCCCCCAGAGCCCACUCAAAGCACCUCGCUGUUGUUCUGUUCGCCUGUGAGUUGAACCCGGCUGCUCCCGCACUGACCUGAGCUGAGCCAUGACCUCGCUGCCGUCCACGAGCUGAAUCCGCCUUGGUGUUGGCAUGGUCCGGACUUGUGCUGUGCUCGUUGCUGUAGGCGCAGCCUGUAGCUAGCCCAAAAAGCUUCCGAAAAGGCAAGGGGCAGCCCCUCUGGGCUGACCUGCUCGGGGGAAGUCAAACCCUGUGAACCGCUGCCACUCGGAGCGGCCCUGCUGUGCUGACGGCACUGCUGUGGGUGCAGAACCACUCCUGGUUGCUGCUGGCUGUGCAGCCGUCCCCUUCCAGGAGGGGAGAAGGCAGCAGGCAGAGGGAAGCUGCUUGUUUUUGUUUUUUUUUCCCUCAAGUAUUUGCCAAUGAGGUGAACCACUGAAGUCAUUACUUUAAAGAUAACGAGUAGAAUGAGGUGGGGAAGCUGCUUACCUUCUGAUUCUCUGUUCUCUUCUGAUCUCUGUAGCCCCUCGAAGCAGAGCGGCUUUGUUUUGUCCGUGUUCUGUUGUGACCAAUGCGUGCUCACGGUGCAAUUAAACACUUACCCAGGC
Messenger RNA from Anas platyrhynchos (mallard), 1278 nucleotides. RefSeq names its product phosphatidylethanolamine binding protein 1 (gene PEBP1). NCBI's taxonomy places the organism in Eukaryota, Metazoa, Chordata, Aves, Anseriformes, Anatidae. The record is from RefSeq and is a predicted model, not a curated record. Gene Ontology annotation, biological process: negative regulation of MAPK cascade.